Messenger RNA from Coprinopsis cinerea okayama7#130, 1530 nucleotides. RefSeq lists its product as hypothetical. NCBI's taxonomy places the organism in Eukaryota, Fungi, Basidiomycota, Agaricomycetes, Agaricales, Psathyrellaceae. The coding region runs from base 1 to 1530 and encodes 509 amino acids. The record is from RefSeq and is a predicted model, not a curated record. The transcript has 6 exons.
AUGUCUGCGCCUCAAGAGUUUGCUCUCCCCAUCGACGAGUUUGAUCCCAGGACGUUUGAGCCGAUCACGGGUGAUACCCGCCAUCAAACCUCAGAUGUCCGGCAGGUCUUCAACCUCUUCGUCGCUCGUCCGUAUUUACGUCUGGCCUGGAAUGCCAUGGCUUCGACCCUCGACGCCGGUAUCCAGUUCGACGCUCCCCGUCACUUUCUCCGUUACCACCCAGUUUGGGACUGGAUUUCUCUUGAAACUUUUAACGACUUGGUCGCCCUUCAGGAUUUCGAUGGUGCGCAUUCGCUCGCCAUCCUUCGUAUUUUCACUCAGUUUCUUCUUGUCUCGUAUUAUGCUCGGGGCAACAACACUAGCGGUACCCCCGAGCAUCGCCAUUAUCCCGUCUCCCCUCACUACGGCUUCCAAGCAUCCCGUACGGCGUGGGCCGAACCCCUUCCCGACGAGUUCAACAUUCGCCGGGCCAUGCGCGCCGUGUUUACUCGCGAACAGGCGACUGCCUUAGGGCUUCAAGUUCCACAGGACCGUCCUCAGGAUUUGCCCGGGCCUACGUUCGUACCCCGCCGUGUCCGCAACGGCACGAACUAUAGCUGGAACCGCACCACUACUAACCCUAUCAUCCUUCGUUACGAUGAGUUACUGGCAUCGCCCUUGUUCCAGGAGGCUCGUUCCUGGUUGGGGCAGGGCCAGCUUUUCAAUGCUUCCCACACCAUCUACCAGUUGAAUCUCGAACUUGGUAGACCUACCGAACGCCCCCAUCUCCCUCUCGUCGUCGCCUCAGUUAUUGACGUAGGCGAUGGCGUCUCGGUCAUCGACUACGCGACUAACGGCGCAUUGUCUGAGACCCAGCCAUUCCCCACCACAGUCUUCUCUCCUGCCCGCCCCGUCAUUCGUUCUAUCAGCGCCCAUCGCCGUGACGCUUCCAAGGCAUCCGAAAAGGCUGUCGAGCCUCUUUCUGGCACCCAGGUUACGCCUAGGACGGAUACUUCUCAGGCCGAUACGGGUCCCAAACAGGGUGCGUCGUCUUCAGGCGCCCAUUCUUCAGGUGCCUCGCCCAAGACUCCCAAGUCUACGAUUACGAAGUCGACAAAGGCGCUUAUCCUACAACAUCCUUCCGAGUCCGUUGGGAUCCUGGAGGAACCAGCAAGGGUCGCCUUCUGCCGGCCGGCGGGCCUUCUCCACGCCAAUCUUCCUCUAGAGCCUGCCGAAGGUUCUGUCGUCCCUGCUCCCAACUUCGAUCCCACCAAGGUCGCCGCCGAGUUUCCUCGCACCGCCGACCUCAAAACUCACGUUCCAGGCGUUCCCCGUGGCCUUCGUCAAGAAGAUGGCGAGUACCGCCCUCCCCCUUCUUCGUCUUUCCAAGCUUUCCCCACGACUGAGGACUUCGCGCGUCAGACAGAGGAGAUCGCUCGUGCGCGAGCUGAAACUCCUCUCGAAGACCGCAUCGACCUUACAACACAGGCGCCGUACGAAUGGCUGCCUGUAAAUCUUUCAUUGCUUCAGCUUGUUCUUUUCCCCACUUAA